Branchiostoma floridae (Florida lancelet) is the source of this 660-nucleotide messenger RNA. RefSeq names its product contactin-associated protein-like 2. Bases 1 to 660 code for a protein of 219 amino acids. The record is from RefSeq and is a predicted model, not a curated record. The transcript has 5 exons. NCBI's taxonomy places the organism in Eukaryota, Metazoa, Chordata, Leptocardii, Amphioxiformes, Branchiostomatidae.
AUGAUCAUUCGUCCUGAAGCCGUAAAAGCAAGUUACCAGGAAGCGACGUCGACUGUGUUAGGUGAUCAACAGCACCACGUGUCCAGUAUCACAGACUACCUGGAAGAAACGGAGACUUGUUACAAAUGUGAUGAUGAGGUGGCCAGCCUAAAGGAGGUCAUCGCCAACCAGUCCGCACUUCUAGCACAACAGGCCGGACAACUAGCACAACAGGCCGGACAUCUAGCACAACAGGCCGGACAUCUAGCACAACAGGCCGGACUCAUCUCAUCUCUGCAGAGUCAAAUGGACAGUGUUGUCGCACGGGUGGACAGUGCCGAGCAGUUCAUGAAUACAUGUAACGCACCGUCCAACUGCACUGAAGUAGCAGAGAGAAGUGGAAUCAACAACCAGGCAUUCUACGUCAUCGACCCUGAUGGACCAGAACGGGGGGUCCUGCCGAUGGUUGUUCAGUGUGAUGUUCAGGGAGAUAAAAGUGAUGCUUCAUUACAUCCCUCGGACAAAUGCAACUGUGAUGCCAAUGAUUACACAUGGCGUGAGGAUUCUGGGUUCCUGUCCCACAAGGAUGACCUGCCAGUCACCCAGCUCAGGUUUGGGGAUACUGGUGAUAGUGGUGAAGAAGGUUAUUACACUCUGGGCAAACUCAUCUGCUACCCCUGA